This is a messenger RNA of Stylophora pistillata, 3047 nucleotides long. RefSeq names its product cell division cycle protein 27 homolog. Gene Ontology annotation, biological process: cell division; anaphase-promoting complex-dependent catabolic process; protein ubiquitination. Lineage: Eukaryota; Metazoa; Cnidaria; Anthozoa; Scleractinia; Pocilloporidae. Gene Ontology annotation, cellular component: anaphase-promoting complex; cytoplasm. The record is from RefSeq and is a predicted model, not a curated record. Gene Ontology annotation, molecular function: protein binding.
UUCAAGUUGGAAUGCUCAAUCAAGCAGUUUUCAACGUUUUACUGGAAUUUUAUCGGAAAAUCUAGGAAGUUUAGCUUCGUUUUUAUGGAUUAUGGUCUGCGAGGAACCGAUAAGGGCAUCCAUAUGGCAUGCUUUGGGUCAUUAUGCCUAUGAAGAUGCAAUCUUCCUUGCUGAACGACUUUUCGCAGAAGUUGGCUCUGAUGAUACUUUGUACCUUCUGGCAACAUGUUUUUAUCAAGCUGGUUAUUGUAAAAGAGCGUACUCUCUGCUCCAAAGCAGAGGCUGUCCCACUCCACUCUGCCGAUUUCUUUUUGCAAAAUGCUGCAUGGAAUUAGACAAGAAAUCAGAACAGUUUGCAAGAGCAGCAGAAUGCUUUAAAAGUAGUUUGAAAUAUAAUCCAUAUUUAUGGAGUUCAUUUGAGAAUCUUUGUCAGCUAGGUGAGAAGCCAGAUGCAGCGGAUUAUUUUAAAUCGUCUUCUUGUCCCAAAAUCACAUCUUUCAUGUCAAACAGAGAACACAUGACAGUGGGAUCCCCCACUGUUACUAUGGAUACAACAAGUCCGUCAGACAAUCAGCGACGAAAAAUUGACACAGUAUGCUCAGAAAAUCUUGAUCCCUCACAGAACAUCACUCCGCAGAACUUUAGCAUGUUAAUUUCAUCCAGACCUGGUUCAAUAGAUAUGUCAGGGGGCAGUUUCACAGUGCCGUCAUCUGCUGUUAGUGUGGGUGAAAAGAGAAUUCGUCAGAAGGUUGGAAGGAAUCUUUUAGGAGCUACGCAGUCAGCAAGUCCCCUGACACCAAGUUUUGGAAUGCUGGCAUCAGAUACACCAGCAAAUGACCAGAAUUCUGUGCCAUUCAUCACUCCAUCUCCAGUUGUUGGUGAAGGACAUGCCCCUAAAGCACCCCUGAAAAAGGGCGGUAACAGAAGAAAUGAUUCUUCAUGCAAACCGGUCACAUCUAGUGUCCAUAGCAUGCACUCUCCAUCAACAAUGUUUACAUCGUCUCCUCACGGCACAGGACAUCAGGGCUUCUCGUCUAAUGCUCCCAGUGUGCGGCGGAGCUCACGACUCUUUACACAGUCUAGUAACAGCUCUGUUAGCAAUUUUGACUCAACAAAUAAGGAUAGAAGACCAAAGAGUGCAAGAGUUGCAUCUCCUUCACAUAGAACUGCUGUUAGUAAUGUUGUUAGAAAGGAUAGAAGACCAAAGAGUGCAAGAGUUGCAUCUCCUUCACAUAGAACUGCUGUUAGUAAUGUUGUUAGAAAGACUCGACGGCAAACGAGAAGUUCCACUCCUCAGCCAUUAGCUCCCUGUGUUGAGAAUGUGAUCCAGGAAGGGUCCUCUACACAACAAAACAAUGAAGGGAGGGGUCAGUCAAAGUUAUCACCUGUGCAGGGUGGUAUGGAUGGGUUAAUGGCACUUUUGAAGCAAUUAGGACAGGCAUAUGUGCACCUUAGUUCUUAUGAAUGUAAACAGGCAUUGAAUGCAUUUUCAUCAUUAGCACCCCACCAUUAUAACACAGGAUGGGUGUUGACUCAAGUUGGGCGGGCCCACUUUGAACUGGCGGAGUAUCAGCUGGCUGAGAAAGUUUUCGCCAAAGUGAGACAACUAGAACCCUACAGAAUUGAAGGAAUGGAAAUCUAUUCUACGACUCUAUGGCAUUUACAAAAUGAGGUUUCCCUCUCGGCCCUGGCGCAAGAAUUGGUAGAAACUGACCGUACCUCCCCUCAGGCUUGGUGCGCCACAGGAAAUUGUUUUAGUCUACAAAAAGAACAUGAUACUGCCAUCAAGUUUUUCCAGCGCGCUGUACAGGUUAAUCCACCCUUCACUUACGCCUACACGCUGCUGGGACACGAAUACGUUCUCACAGAGGAACUUGAUAGAGCCAUGUCGUGUUUCCGCCAGGCUGUCAGGACAGAUUCGCGGCACUAUAACGCGUGGUAUGGUAUUGGUAUGAUCUACUACAAACAAGAGAAGUUCAACCUAGCUGAAAUCCAUUUCAGAAAAGCUUUGUCAAUAAACCCAUCAAGUUCUGUGCUGUAUUGUCAUGUUGGAGUGGUACAACACGCGAUGAAGAAAUCUGAUGCUGCGCUUGUUACCAUCAACAAGGCUAUGAAUAUUGAUCCGAAGAAUCCGCUGUGCAAGUUUCAUCGCGCUUCCAUUUUAUUCUCAAUGGAUAAACAUAAGGAAGCGCUGGAAGAACUUGAGGAAUUAAAGAAAAUUGUGCCGCGGGAAGCUUUGGUUUACUUUUUACUUAGCAAAGUUUACAAAAAACUUGGGGAAAAUCACUUGGCGCAGAUGAAUUUUUCUUGGGCAAUUGACCUGGAUCCAAAGGGUGCAAACAAUCAAAUUAAAGAAGCCAUUAACAAAAGAUAUCUUCCGGAUGAUGACGACACAACCAUGGGGCUUGACACCGCUGACACUAUGGAUCAAUCUGUGAGCGUAAAUGAACUCUCUGAUGAAGACGAGGAUUAGAAUAUGAACGAAGUUAAAAAGAACUGCUUUUGGACUAUGGGUUGAAAUAGAGGACUAUAUUUAAUUUUUAACAUUAAGAAAAUGAUUUACCAACUGAAAUAUGGCUUCGAGAUUCAUACUUAAAGGAGAGUUACGCUCCAGAAACUGAAUAAUUACGUAAUGAGUAUAGUAUUAGCCAGGGGUUUCAUUAAGGGCCGGGCAGCGGGCAAAUUGACCGGUCGCGAGGACGGUUUUGCCCACCUGGUUUGACAAUCUGGAGAAAGUUUAUCCUAUAACGAAGUUCAGUUCUAAAAGGCUUUGCCCGCCUAUGAAAACCAGUUACCCUCCUGCUGAAAACGUUCAUGAAACCCCUGAGUAGCUUGUUUUGUAUGCUUUGAAAAGUUGCUGAUGAAAAAGAUAUGGUCUCUGGAGCGUAUUUCUCCUUUUGAAAGACUUGAUAGCGGUUUUUGUAGCAUCUGGAAUCUCUCUCAGUCUAUCAACAGACGAAGCUUAUUAAGAAUAAAGGGGGUAAGUUUCUAAAGAAACUGUGGUGCUGCGUCGGUGGGGGUAACAAGGUAAUUUGGUAAUAUCAACU